AUGGCUGAAUUAGAAUCUUUCUUUAUUGAAUAUGAUGAGAAUGAUUUAACAUUAGUUAAAAAAAAUAUUCCUCUUAAUCAAAAACCGCAUUGUGAACAAAAAUUACGUCCAAAGGGACGAGGCAGGUGUAUUCAUGUUAGUGAAUUUUUAUGUGAACCUUUGGGACAUGUUUAUUUAACUGUAGAGCAACAUUUAGCCUACUUAGAAAUUCCAAAUAGAUACGUUACAGAGACACUUGAAUUGCUUGCUGAACAACUUAAGCAAACAAUUGAUGUUUUGGAAAUUGCACUCCUGAGUACAAUUUUUGUAUUUGCAUUUAAUAAUAGUUCAAGUCAUGGUGCUUUUGCAGAAGAUGCAUUAGUAGCAAGCAGAAUGAAUGUAAAAUAUAGUGGCAAACAACUACAAAUGCAUCCUGGUCGAUUACUUGAUAGUACAUGUCGCGGCUGA
Molecule: messenger RNA, 447 nt
Organism: Scutellospora calospora
Lineage: Eukaryota; Fungi; Glomeromycota; Glomeromycetes; Diversisporales; Gigasporaceae
Source: the annotation of a GenBank genome assembly